Tyto alba (common barn owl) is the source of this 2829-nucleotide messenger RNA. RefSeq names its product oxidoreductase NAD binding domain containing 1 (gene OXNAD1). The record is from RefSeq and is a predicted model, not a curated record. The transcript is spliced from 10 exons. NCBI's taxonomy places the organism in Eukaryota, Metazoa, Chordata, Aves, Strigiformes, Tytonidae. Gene Ontology annotation, molecular function: oxidoreductase activity. Gene Ontology annotation, cellular component: mitochondrion. The coding region runs from base 1172 to 2365 and encodes 397 amino acids.
AAGCUGGAUCAUUGCCAUUUCAAAGGAUUCAAAAUGGAAAACAAAAACAUUUUGAAAAUAAAUUACAUGCUUUAAAAGAAUGUAAGAAAAUAUAUUUAAAUGGAAGUAAAAGAUUAAGAAUGCUUUAAAGAAGCAAUGGACUGCAUUGUAGAAAUAAUAUAAUUUUAUAGGUGAUGAUAAUGGGAUAGAGAAUUAUGCUAAUUCCUUUUAGGAAAAGCAAAGGCCAAUUUACAAGCAAUGAGAGAUAUUUCUUGGCUCACUGUAAACCUGUUCCUACGCUUUAUAAAUCAUGGGUAUUUCUGACUUACUUUGAAUAUUGUACCUGUCAGUUUAUCUUUUUCUGUCAUAGCUCCAUUUGAGUAUGCAGUUUUGAAACUUCACACUGUGUUUCCACUGUAGUGCACGUAAGUGUCGGCUACUUAACUGGUUAGAGAUGUAUUAUGUAGGAUACAUGGAAGUAUGAGGGAUUUACAUGUUUUUAAAUAAACCUGUAAACAAACAGUUUUAUUUAAUGUUUAUAAAAUUUUCCAGCCAGAACCCUUUCUUUACCGAUAGAAAGGGAGUGCAUAUUCGGUGUUUGAUCUUCUUUCAAACAGAUAUUGUUUGAGCAUAUGGAAUCACAGCUAUGUUGGCUGGAAGGGACUUCUGAGGGUCAUCUAGUCAAAGCUCCUGCUGGGAGCAGGACACUUGCUAGUGCUGGAUUAAGCCAGUCCCAGGUGUAGACCUUUGUACUUCUUUAAGUUUAUGAGGUUUCUGUUUUCCAGUUCUGCAGUUUCUCAGUGACCCUUUGAAGUGAAGCUGUACCAUUCAGCAUGUCAACCAUCCCUCUAAUUUAGUUUGCUGAUGGUACAUUCUGUCUCAUCAUCCAAAUUACCGAUACAUUUAUUGAACCAAAUCAGCCCCAAUAUCAACCCCAGGGUGGGUACUCUCACUGUUACUAGCCAGCAGCUGAAGCAACUUGAAGCCAUCAAGUCUUCAAUUCUGUCUGCCCAGCCAGUUUUCAACCACUCCAACAAUCCAUCUGGCCUCUUCUGCCUAAUGGGUACACUGUAGGGUAUGGUGUCAAAAGCCACACGACAGUCAAGUUGUGUUGUGUCCACUGCUGUCCCCUUAGCUGCAUGACCAGACUUUUCAUCACAGAGCUGGUGAUUCUGAAGACGGCCCAGUCGUCAUGGCUCAUGCUGCUAUUUAUGUGGGCUUCACUGUUCCUCAAUUACUGAGAGGUGCUAGCAGAAUUUUUCUCACUCGUUCUGAAUUGGUGGUAUUGAGGCACUCUGCUUUUUAUUACUGCACAGUGAACGGCACAAUAAAAUCAAAAAGGAAAAUGGAUCAUCUAGAGAGGACAGCAAAUAAUUUUCGCCAGGAGGUAAUCUCACAAGCAAAAGUGUGUGGAAUCACCAAUGAAUCGGAGACAGUCAAAAGACUUCGUUUGGCUAUCGCAAAUAAAGAUUUUACUUUUAAAGCAGGACAGUGGUCAGCUUCCUAUCAACUAGGAAGAGAUAUCUGCCACCGGAGGGCACUGCAGCUCAAUAGGGUUGAUUUCUUUAUUCCUGGAGUAUCUGUAGUUGGGGGAUUCUCAAUAUGUUCAAGCCCUGGCCUGUUGGAACGAGAAGGAAUAUUAGAGCUGGCAGUGAAGUACACUGUUCAUCCUCCUGCUCACUGGGUUCACACUGAGUGUGCUCUUGACUCAGAAGUGGCUCUUCGAGUGGGAGGUGAUUUCUUCUUUGAUCCUCAGCCCGGUGACUCCCCUGUAAAGCUAGUGCUGAUAGCAGGGGGUGUUGGAAUUAACCCAUUGUUUUCUAUACUGCUGCAUAUAGCAGAUCUUCAUGGAUACCAAGAGGGUAAAGCAAAUGGAUACAAAAUGGGAACAGCAAAGCUGUACUACAGUGCAAAAACUACAAGCGAACUCUUAUUUAAGCCUGCUUUAAGCACACACCAUUUUUGCAGAGCAGGAGGUAGCACUUCCCGCGUUUCACUUCAGCAGUGUUAUGACAGCAGAGCUUUUGCAUUAGAGCUUCUGGGGGAGAACACAAUGAUAUGUCACAGGGCUUCACAUAAAUCCUUCCCGUCAUUAUUCAUGCGCCCCUCAAAUCCAGAACAGAAGAAUAUUCUUGGUUUGAUGAAGGCACUUCCUGGAAAGAUCCAAUGUCGGUUCCACGUUACCCAGCAGAGCUCACAGAUCUGUAAAGAACUUCAGCCACAUGUUACAGAGGGAAGAAUAUCUGAAAAGGAUCUAGAAAAACACGUAUCUAAGGAUACUUUAUGGUACAUCUGCGGUCCACCUCCAAUGAUAGAAUCUAUAUCCAAACUCCUAUUUAACGUUGGUGUUUCCAGAAACUGUGUUUUCUUUGAGAAAUGGUGGUAGUGACACCUGCUGAACAGAGACUGCAUUAUUUGCCUCCAGUGUAUUUUGAUAAGCUGAGAUGGACUGUGAAUUACUUGGAAGAUUCUACUUAAUACGUGAAGAUGUCCUCAAUCACAAUGGUGUUCCUUUAAUUUAACUAUAAUAGAACUGUAAUAGUGCUGCUGCUUCGGGGGGAAAAAAAGUGAUUUUAUAUUAAAGACAUUAACUUCUGUGGUUUUGAUGGUUUGCUUACUUCUUAGGGGGUAGCAGCGUGUUUUCACUUUCUAUACUUGGUACUCUGCUUUAAAAAGACUUUCAGUGCCUGAUUCAGCAGCUGUAGCGAGCUAGUUGAGCAGCAAUGCCAGGUCAUUUUAUAAUAAAUUCAGGCCACAACUUCUGAAUCAGCUCCAAAUUGUUUUGCUAAUGAGUGAACACACUGCCUUCCCCAGUUCUAUAUAAUAAAUUAGUAUUUUUAUAGAAGUAGA